ACGUCACUCCGUGGUACCCUUUUUUCCUCUUCUUCCCCCUCCCCGUUUUCUCUCCAGUUCAACCCACGGUGAAGAUCGCCCCCUCAGAGGGCUCUUUGGCCCAAAACAUUUUGCUGAUUUGCACCGUGGACAAAUUCUUCCCCUCGAAGAUCAAAAUCACCUGGUUCCGAAACGGGAAGGAGGAAGACGAGAGUUGAGUGUUCACCACGGACCUGAUCCGGAACGGGGACUGGACCUUCCAGAUGGCGGUGAUGCUGGAGGCCCAGCCGGAGCGGGGAGACGUCUACGCCUGCCAGGUGGAGCACGCCAGCUUCCCGGAGCCCGUCACCGUCCAGUGGGAAGCCCAGUCGAAAUCCGCCC
Messenger RNA from Pogona vitticeps (central bearded dragon), 360 nucleotides. The record is from RefSeq and is a predicted model, not a curated record. NCBI's taxonomy places the organism in Eukaryota, Metazoa, Chordata, Lepidosauria, Squamata, Agamidae.